Messenger RNA from Schistosoma guineensis, 11115 nucleotides. Lineage: Eukaryota; Metazoa; Platyhelminthes; Trematoda; Strigeidida; Schistosomatidae. The record is from the annotation of a GenBank genome assembly.
AUGACAAAUAUUAAGUCUCAUGCAUACACCACAAAGUUAAAGGCGUUGAAUGAAGCUUGUUUCAAGCUGGUGAACAAUGCAAGUAAUUUGCCAUCCUCAAAUGAUAUAACUAGCUUGUUGAAAUUUUUUCAAAACAGCCUAUACAACAUACUCAAGGAUAUACAUGUCCUCUCCAUUGAGCGUUUUAUGAAUAGGAUCAAUGAUCAGGAGUGGAGGUCCAAACAUUUACCUCAACUUGACUACGGAACACUUUAUUUGUGCCUUUUAACAAUUUCAGAGCAAAUUCAAAAGCUUACUAACCAGAGCGCUGUUUGUGAACACUUACUACGUACAAUUCAAAGUCUCUUAUUUUGUUUGGAUUACGACUGUUUAGAAGGUGUACCGUUAGCCAUCACAUGGAUGUUACUUUAUUUUCCAUCAAAUAUGCAGUCCGGCGUUAUCGAUCUACUAUGUUCAGUGGUGAUACCAUUGAUUUAUAAUAUGUCAGAUGAUCAAGAAUCUUAUGCAAUAGAUUGUAUUCCGUCUAUUUUAACAUUAGUAUUUCAACAUGUAGAAAAAGUUGAAUAUCAUGUUUGGGUAUUAGAAAGCUUUAUGUCCAGAAAGAAAGAUUUAUAUAAAGACUUACUAAUGAUCAUAGCUUAUGGACCAACAGAAGCUAGACUUCCAGCUGUUUGUUUAUUUUUUCAUUAUUGGCCAGAAAAUUAUCCGACAGCAUUCUAUGGAAAUCAAGCGUUACAACCAAUACAUUAUACAUGGGAAUCUUGGAAACCGAUUAUGUGUUACAGAAAUGACUGUCCUAAUAAAACUGGAAAAGCUUUGGCAAUGAAGAUGACUGUUAACCCAAAAAUAUCAAUUCAACAAAGUGGUAAACCACCACCUUUGUACGUUUGCUUAGAUUGUGCUGAUGCAUUAAACCGUUUGGAUUUUGACCAAUUAAUUGAUAUUCUUUUACCGACAAAACAGAUAAGUCUAACAUGUGAAUCAAAAACCUGUCGUAGUAAAAACAACUCAGCUUCCGUUACAUGCUGGUCUACUGGUUGUACAUAUUUAACAGGAAAUAGAGCUAUAAGAUUAUGUGAAUUAUGCCAUUCACUGCGGCACAUUUAUCCCGAUAUAAAUCAACCAUCAGUUGAUCGAAACAAGAAACAAAUGGAUACAAAUUUAACUCAAAAUACUUCUGAUACUACUGUUGUCUUUGAAGUUACCAAUAGUACUGGGAUUAACAACGAUAAUAAUGACGAAGAUGGUCACAGUACGGCACACAUUUAUCAAAGUUCAUUACCAGAUGUAUGGGAUAUGUCGAUUGAUUCUCAACCUUGCAUGAUUCAAGCAAUAAUAUCAUUAACAUUGGAAACAAUGCCACGCUGGCGUCAAGUACUACUAGGGGGCGUUGAAAAUGGAGACGAAAGUACUAAUCGCAUAGUAGCUGGCUUAACAUGCCCUAGUUCCUCUGCUCCUGGCGGUCCGACAUCCACUAAUGAAAUGGUUAUGAUUGGACUAAGUGGUGGGAGUUUAGUUUCUUCAAAUCUAUCUGGAAAUCUCAUAAAUACUACAAAUGCAGUUCAAGUAGGUGGAAGUACAACAGGACAAACGAAUUUCAGUGAUUUUGGAACAAGCCCAAUAACCGGAACAACAACUCGUAAUCAAACAACUUCUGGUAGUUGUGUUGGUAAUAGUGGAAUCGCUGGUAUUAACGAUCUCGCAAAUAACACUGGGACAGAAACUGGAGCAAUUACACUGCUUGGUCGUUAUCGUGAUGAAGAUCAUAGAGUUUUGGCAAUAUACGGUGCUUUCCUAGUAGGUGAAAAAUGUCGACCACGUGAACGAAUUAAUCUUGAAUUACUUACAAGAAUCACAGCUGGUAUUUUUAACUGGUUUAUGGAUACCAUCUAUACAGCAGAAGCAAGUAUCACAUUCGACGGUCGAGGAAAUUUGAGACGACGAUAUGAGUUGGGUGACUUGUUGGAACGAAUUAAAAGUGAAUACAUUCUGAAAUGGAUCCAAGAAGUUCAUCGUCUUCAUCCAGAAGCAAUCUAUGGAGUAUUGCUUCCUCAUCCCUUAAAUUAUGCUCGAGUUGGAAGCUGCUGGGAUUCAAUCAGUGAUCACUUGUCAAGAGUUAAACAUGGUCUCAGCCGUAUUGGUAGUUUAAUACCAUAUGAUAUUAUUACGUUUGAGACUUGGGAUUUUGUAAUGCCAUACUGGUUAGAAUCAAUUCGAACUGAAGUUUCAAGAGCUGAUUAUCCAGAAUUAGAAAUUCUUCUGAAAAAAAUUUUUGAUGCGACUGCUGGACCAUUUCCAUUUUUACCACAGAAAGUUUAUCAUUUUGCCAGUGAACGUUUUAUCAAUACUCCAGUUAGCGUGCAAGAUCAAGCUUUAAGUUGGUUAGAGAUUUUAACCAUUGUAGAGGUUCCGAUCCCUAUGAAAGAACUACUUACAAUGUUUGCAGCUGGUGUAGCAUCACUGUUUUUAGAAUUAUUGUUACCUACAAAUGAUGAGUCAGAUAAUGACUACUUGACAGAUCAGGAUGAAUAUGAUGAUUCAUUGGGUCAGAACACUGCUAGCGAAGCUGAUUGGCUAAACGAAAAUGGAUUUUUGUCAGAAAAUGUUGUUCAUGAAGAUCGUUUACAGGAUGAAGAGAGUGAUAUUUUCCUAGAAGAUUCAAAAGUAGAUGAAGAUGACGAAAAUGUAGAUAGAAACCCUGCACCGAUUGAUAACCAAUUGUUAUCAGAUGAGAACGAAUAUAUAGUGGAAGGUGAAGAAGAUGACGAUAUUACAUUGGACGAAACAAAAAGUCUUUUGUCCUACAGUGCAGAUGAUAAAAACACUUCUAAAUCAUUUACAUCCAACAAUUCACGCAAAGCAAAUAAACAAUAUCCAACAAAACAAAUUACAAUGACUGAAUCUAAUAUUCAUCAAAAUAAUUCAUGUUCGGUAACAAAUGAUUCUAAUUUAAAAAGUCAAAAUCUUUUAUUGUCUAAUGUUAAAACCGAUGAAAGCUUGCAAAAUAAAUCGAUAAAUCAACAAAAUAUUACGGACGAAAAUGAUGCACAACAACUAACUCAGGAAUCUGAAAAUAAAGAUACACGUGAAUUAACAACUGAUCAAGAGAUUAAAAAAAAUAAUUCUCAAAUUAAUCAAUACAGAAUCACUGCUUGUUUAACACAUAUGCUAGAUAUUGCAUAUCGACAGCUAAAAAUUUUGGAUCCAAUUGGACAUUCUGGUUAUACGCAAGAAACACCGCAAUUAUUAAUAUGGCUUUUAGGUGAUAUGUUGGAAUUGUACUGGGGUAAUGUUGCUGAGACAGACGAUCAAACAACAAGUUCAGGUUUAAGAAAUCUACAUUGCCUUGGUCUAGAAACUUGUAUUCUACCAAAAUCUAAAAACAAAUCAGAAAUGAAACCGCCAAUAUCAACGACUUCAGCCCAUAUGACCGAAAAUAAUGAUGAAAAUAAUAUUAAUCAAAUUAAUCUAAACAAACAAACAGAUAAUGCUAGUGAAUGUAUUGACUGUUUAGAUAUGCUCACGUGGUUUAACUAUGCUAGAUUGAUAUGUCAGCACUUAGCACCAAUAAGACCAACUCCCAAAGUUACAGUUGAUUUUACCGUUGAUGCAUUAAAAGCUGUGGUAGAUUUCCCAGAGUAUACUGAUUGGAGUGAUUCUGGUGACAACGAAACGUCAGAAAUUAAAUCUUUAGCUCCUGGACCAGACGUUACUGAAACCUCUGAAAAACUCCCAUCUUCUGAAGAUUUAUGUUCCAUUCCUCCCGUACUGCGUCUUACCUAUUUAUUGACGCGAUUUGUGAAGGAAGGUACGCGUCGUUACGUUGAAUAUGGAGACCUGAAUAGGGAGCCGGAUAGUUUAUUUCGAGAGACAACACCAGUGACAAUAAAAGAAGAACAUCCGACUUCCUGUUCUUCAGUUUCAUCUGUAAACAAAACAGUUAUCGAACUGAAAACGUUUCGUGAUCCUGUCGUAUUGCAAUGUAUUUUAGAAUGCCUAGCAUAUCUGUGUCAUAUUGGUGAUGCACUGAGACAAAUUUUAACAAAAGCAGAAAAAGAAGAACAAAAAUUGCUUACUAAUGGAUCCAGCGGUUCAGCAUCAAUAUCAGCUAAUACAAUAACAGCUGGAGGAGUAACCACCAGCAGUGUAGCAAAUAUUGUGAGUACCACAACAACAGGACCACUUGGUAUUAGCAGUCUAAUAGGAUUAACUGGAAGUAAACUAACAAGUCAAAUGACUAGUCAAGAUCCAUCAACUAAAGGACAGCUAUUACAAAGUACAAAGACGUUAACAUCGCGAAAUUGUACUGCGACACCAAAAGCACAGAAAAAUUUUGUUUAUUAUUUAAUACAUUCUCAUUUAAUCCCAAGUUUCUGGAGUUUACUGAAAUCGGAAUUAUCAUAUUUAGCAAGUUGGACAGUUCCCUUAGUUCUCCACUGUUUAUCAUUUCCUGGUGGAUUUAAUGUAUUCUGGAAAUUAAUUGAACAUGAUUUUUCACAUUGUGAUUGGAGAAUUCGUUUUGAUGCAAUAGAAAAAGUAUCAGUAUUACUUAGAGAAUUAGAUUAUUGCAUAUUAGCCGGUGGUUUCAGUGGUUCAGCUGGAAAUAAACUUAAUCAUUUAUUAUCUGGCGGAAGUAUGGCAAGUUCGGGCGCAAUAAAUCUUUUCAGUCGAUUAACUGGUAUUACACAUAUGGGACGUACAAAAUUUAAUCCAAAUCGUAAAAAUCUACCUAGUGGUCAUGGGAUGAAACAACAUGGUGGAACAAAUACGGAGCCGAUCAAUAAAGUGGCUGCUCAUUCAAGUAAUAAUCGUCAUCCACUAAUUCAAAGUGCAAUAGCUCAUGCAUUUUGUUGUUUAAUUGGUUCAUUAGAUGAUCCUAAUUCAACGGUGGCACAAUAUACUUCAAUGCAAAUUGCAUCAUUAAAUAAUAUUUCUUUAGCUUGUGCAAUACAAUGUUUAGAAUUUCAAUUCGAUACUGUAAUUUCUGACCGCUGUCUUAUUUUACAACGCAUGCACCAACUCAGUUGCAGUCUACCGAACAGAGAAAUAUUUACAUGGGACUUUUUUGUUAAUCGCUUUGGUAUAUUAGCUAUACAGGCUCAAUUAGGCAAUUCACCUGGUCAAGUUGAUAUCGAUUCAGUGACAGAUUUAAAUGGAUCACAUCGUACUGGUGAACAUUUUCAAAAUCAAUUUGAACGCGCAGCUUUUGCAAUUCAUAAAAGUUCUGGAAUUAAGUCAAUCAGUUUAAACUCUCAUGCUUAUUCAUUAAGAUUCAGUACACAUACAGUUGGAAGUUUUACUCAAACACAACAAUCUCAAUUACAAAUAAAUCAACAAUCAUUGAUUUUUAAUUCAGGUUCAACUACACAAAUACGAGAAGAAUGUAGAAAUGAGAAUGAUGGAAAAAGGAAACCUUCAAUUCAGAUUGGAUCAGAUUCUGGUAUGAUAGAUGGCGUACAAAGACCACAUUUUAGAUUUAGUCAUGGUGGUAGAAGAUCUCGUCCAUCAAUAUCAUCUGUUUGUGGUUUAUUAACAGGUGGUCUACAUGCUAGUGAAUUUGUUGAUAGUAAUAACAAAUUUUUAAGUUCAAUACAACAAGCAUUAGAUCUAGACGGCGAUGAACGUGACACACUACAUCAAUGGGUUCGUUUAUUACUCAAGUUUAUGUCUACAGUUCAAUUGGAUUUAAAACUGGAUGAAAGUUUUACAGGUGGAACUAGCGGAUCUAGUAGUGGUGGUGACGGAGGUGUUGGCAGUGGAAUCGGAAGCAGUGGUGGUGGUAGUGUCAGUAGUGGACGUCACAAUAUGGCAAACAAAUCAAGGGACGAAUUAAAAGACAGAAAAGCUCUAAGCAAAGCACAAAGACAUUUAGCAUUCUUACUUGGUUAUACGGAUGGUUCAUUUGAUAUACCCCCACACAAAAUGAGAAAUUCCACUGUUUUUCAUGCAUUUUUGGCACAUGUCGCUGGCGUUCUCGAUCGUAAUUUUAGUAUGGGCUGUUGUAUUUUACAUCAAACUCUAGUCGUUUUACAAUUCUGUGCAUCACCUCAACGUUAUGCUACCGAUACACAACCGCCAACAUUUACUUUGAGAUUAUUAGAACCACAAGUUAGGCUUCAUUGGCUUCAAACACUUUUAGUCAUUCUGUAUAAAUAUGAAUACAAUACACCAGGUGGCAAUCUUACCGGAAAUACAAAUAUUUCCAGCGCUAUCUCCUAUAGUUCAAGUAUAGUGGCUUCUCAUAUUUCUAACCCACCCAAUAAUACAACUGGAGGAGUUGGAACAUUCACUAGCAAUACAAACAGUAAUAACAUCAGUCGUGCACACAAAACAAGUUCAGGAAGUGAAACACAACUACAAUUGGAUAACGCAACUGGAAAUUCAUCCGGCGCUGGAAGUAACAGUAAUAGACUAAAUCCUGGAGGUGGCAAUGUCAGUACUAGUGGUGGUGGUAGUAAUGCUACUAAUGCAUCUGCUUCAUAUCAGUUCACCCCCUCCAACCUACUUGGAGGGGGUGGAGGAAACACAAAUCUUUUUUCAUCACCAUCAAACGUCGUUGGUGGAACUAGGGGUAUGAUAGAAUAUUUAAUACAGAUUGUUCUAAACACUUUGGAUUCACACGUUCAUGUUUGCCGAGAUCGUCCAAAUGAAGAUUUAAUUGCUCCCUUUAAUUCACAGCUGAGAUUAAGAGGACUUUCAGGAUUACCAACCGAGGCAAGUAAUGUAAGUGCAGAUUUUAAUACAAUCUUAGAAACUGCAACGCCACCAGCUACACCAAUUAAAGAAGAAUAUGAUGAUGAUGACGAAAAUACAGUUAUUAUGCCUGGUGUAACUAUCAAUCUAUUACCGUCAUGUAACGAAUUAAAUGAGAAAUCUAAUUUAGACAUGAAUACAAGUCAGCCUCAAAAACAACGAACUACUUCUGACAAUGCAACUGAUGAUGUGAUUUGUAUGGCGAAGAAACAUGAUAAUGAGCAAAUGACAUUCACUGGAAAGGAAACUGAUGUACAAAGCGGGAAUAAAGUAACUAUUGCUGAUGGUGAAGACGAUCUCGGUGAAUCGAAGAAACAUGAUGAACAAAACAGUAAAUCAUCCGAUUUAUUAAGUGGGAGUAGUUUGCCUCACCGAAAUGUUUAUAAAAAGAUCAUUACCCCGAAAUUAGUUAUCUCAAUGAAUAAGCAUAUACCACAACGACAUCAACUUAAUGACCAACAUUCGUUAAAUAACUCAUUCAUUCCCGAAGAGAAAAAUGAGAAUAAACAAAGCACUACAUCAAUUGAUCCAUAUACAGUAACACAAGAUGAACAAUCAAUCAUUACGCCUCUUCUAACGGAUAGUGAAUUGACUGUAGUCUCAGAAACUACUCCUGAAUCAAUUAAAAUGCAAGCAUGUGAAGAACAAUUAAGAAGAGGAUCUACUGACUGUAAAUCACCCAAGAAAGUAACACUAAAAUUCCCAAAACGUAGUUCAGCAUUUGUCUUUCAAGAUGAAAAAAAACCCAAGCCAAUCAGAACUGAUUCAUCUAGUCAUAUUCAACAAGCACAACCUUUAGACUCACUAUCUGACUCAGUACAUCAGAUACACAAAAGUAAACGUACAAAUUUCCAACAAAGUAAACCUACGAUGCCAGUAAUUUCUACUUCAUCACAUCCGUUAGAAUCUAGAGACGAUUUGUUAUCCCAGAAUAAUGCUUCUACUAAAGAUUCAUGUAGUAUUAAUUCACUAACUGUAGAUCGUUCACGAUCUAUUACUGAAGGUUAUAAUUUAUUUGAAGGAAUAAAAUCAGAUAAAAAAUCAGAAAGUACAAAGAAGCAUAGUUAUAUACCAUCUUCUUCUUAUGCUACUGUCACUACUUCUCUACAUACUACAAAUACAAAUGUUCAGUCUCAUAUUUCUAGUACAAAUACAAUGCCUAGUUUAACAGCCGCUGCAAUAACUAUCGCAUUGACCACUGAAAGAUGUCCAUGGUGUCAGUGUAUUCUAGAUCAUUAUGAUGAAAAUACUAUUGGUUUAGGUAUUCUAUGUUUAUCUACAUUUGUGCAUCGUGAACCUGGUUUAGCAGCUCCAUAUUUACGCGAUAUGUUGCUUAUUACAGCACGUCUAGCCAAUGCAUAUUUUUAUUCUUGGCAACCUGAACUUCCACAUGUGAUUAGUCCAGGAAAUGUGGCUAGCAUUGCUCAUCAGUUUCUUCGUUGUACAAUGUAUAAUUUAGCCCCGAAUGGCCUGUUUACUCAACUAUUUCAAACUCAUAUUACAGAUGAUAAUUUCUUUAGAACAAUCAUUUCUGUGCUAGUUGAUUUUGAAGAUCAUAUGUCCAUUUUUCAACCUAUCAGUUUACUGAUGGAAUCAUUAAACAAACAAAAAUCAAUUAGUCUUGAUACUCUACCUAUUCUAUUAGAAAAUCUUGCUAAUUAUCUAGAACAUUUACCAAAUUUAACAGAUGACAGUAAAUUAAAUCACUUUAUAGCCUCUGGAUGGACUGAUAUAAUUGGGCCGUUGGAUUUAUUUUUAAGAAAAUUAACCACUGUUACACCGAUACCAAUUAAUUUAGCUACAACUGUACGUAUUAUGACCUAUGUAGUACGCUCACCUGUUGCAUCGAAUUUCAAGACACUUCCGGAUACUUUUUCAAAUUUACUUCGUAUUAUUGUCGAAAAUGUACAUUUUCGUUUGACUAGUGUCAUUGAAUUAUGCUCUUUAAGUAAUCGAGUUCUAAAAGAUCGUACCAAAGCUCAGUUAAGUAGAACAAUGGUUGAUUUAUUUUAUCAAUCAAUUAAAUUUCGUGCUUGCAUACCUGAUGAAAAUUUGAUAAAAUUAUUACAAUUUAUUCUCAUGGAUGCUGGUGGUACCAUAGAACCGAAUCAAGUUGUUGAAGGUAUAACAACGUUAUUUAAUCCACAAACUUAUCAUUUAUUUCCAACUGGUGCAGCUGAAUUAAUGAGACCGCACUUGCCUGAUUGUUUAGCUUUUAUAUCAGAUAUUCAUACAGUACAUAAGAUUAAACAGUCUCAAAAAUCAGCAGUUCAGUUGAACAGCGUCGGAUAUGGACUUGGUUCUUCAUCUAUGAUGUCCGGAUCUAAUCCAUGUGGUACUGGUAAUCUUGAUUCAAACACACUGACAGGCGGUGGAGGAACAACAUCUGGAAAUAUAGGUAGCAGUUUAUUUGGUGGAGGUUUUAAUUCAUCAGGAGUAUCAAACUCUGCAACAGGAGCUACAGUUGUUAAUUCUAAUGCUGGGUUAGGUACAAAUAUUCCAAGCUUGCAUGAAGAUGUUUUAGGUGCACAUUUAAAAUCAGGUUUAUCUCAGUAUGUUUCAUUGGAGUUAUCCAGAUCUAGCAGUGGAAGUGACCACGAUGUCUUCCCUUUACUUGCACCCGGACUACUGGCCGAUAUAAAAACGACGAGAAGCUGUAAAAAUUCAGCACCUGGAUUACCAGCCCGAUCAAAAGCAGCCACUACUGCCUCCGGUUCGAAUGUUAAUUCAGUUGGUCUAACGGGAAAAAGUUUAAACUUAAUGUCUGAGAGUGGACAUACUGCAAAUGUGGAACAAUCUAAUGCACAAAUCAAACUUAGUAAAAAUAGUGGAUCAGUUGUAAGACAAAAUGAGCCCCAUUCAGAUACGGCCAUUGUUGCUAUUACACAAUCUAAUGUCAAUCCUUCGAUUAGUUGUAAACCUAGCGAAACUACCUAUACACGUCCAACGAUGACAAUAACCCAAACAUCCUCAACUAAAAAGCAAGAAGUUACCAAUACAAAACUAAUUUCUUCUGCGCUUCCAAUUCCAUCACCAGCAAUUUCACAUGAUCAGGUUUCCUCUACUAACGUUACUACUUCUACUACGACUAUAUCUGUUUCAAAUUUAACUUCGCCAAAUUCUGUCACAUCUACACCUACCACACCACAAACAAUCUCUAGUCCUAAUUCAGCUAAUUCUCGACACCCAAACUAUGCCCAUGUGAUGCUCGCUUCAACAUUUUCACACACGGCCCACUCAGAAGCAAUUAUAUUACAGUAUUUACCUUGGUUAAAAUCCACUCCACCUUCAUCUCAAUUAGGACCAAAAGAUUUCCUUAUUAUGGUUGAAAGAGUUCGCACAUUAUCGUGGCUUUUGCUUGGAGCCACAAUGAAUAUGGCAUUAACACGUGAAGCUACUGGUUUAUCUUGUCGUCCUAUACCAUUUAAUUUAGUUCCUUCAGUGGCAGAUUUAGUCAAAGCAUUGUUGAGUGGCUUUCCUGAUCAACAGAAACAAUCUGUCACUGUAAUGUCAUCAUUGUAUCAUGUCUUUCUACUAUGUCAAGUAUGGACUAUUUAUUGUGAAACUGUUGCCAGCCUCUCACCAGUAAAUUCAAAUCAAUAUAAGGCAGCUAUGGCGACGGCAUUUGAUUUUUGGAUAAGAAUUAUGCCAACAAUAUUACGUCUCUUGUCAAUUUCUGAAGAUUUCGUAAUUGUGAGUGGUCGUCUGUUAACCGUUAUUGAAGAGCUCAUGGAAUGUCAGUCAUCAUUAGCUUCAAAGCUGUUCACAUUGUGGAUGCCGCUUUUACAUGGACGAUAUAAACAGCUUCCAGGCAAUAUGCUUAAACGCUUACAAAAAUGUGUCGAGUGGGAACCACCUGAACCAUAUAACCGAUUGUUACUCUUGCUAUCUUUACCUGAUCCACUAACUAAUAGUCGUUUGUCAUCAGGUCCAACAGCAGGUCAUUGUGAAAAUCUACCACAUACAGCAAUCACAGGAACUGCUAAUACAAUCCCAUCAUCACAUUAUGAAAAACCUUUAAUUCACUCGACUAGUUCAUCAUUGCCAGGAUGGACUGAAAGCUCUUUAUUAGCUUGCCAGGCUAAUUCAUUAAUGGGUUGUAAUUUAAUUCCAAAAUCUCUUAAAGAAUGUUUAACUGAAGGCGUUAAUUUAACCGGCAGUGCACAGUGCAUUGGACAUGCAUUAGCACCGAGUGCACCAUAUGCUAAUGACGGAACAGCUGAUGGGGUUGGUUUGGAAGCUGGUGCAAUGGGUGCUGAUUUACUAACUAGUCGUCUAGUUGCAUGGUUAAAAAAGCACAUAUUCGUACUAGGACGUAAUGAAGAUCAACAUUCUACAGCUACACAUAUUUUUGUCCAUUAA